AUGGAUGCUCGCAAACCUGAAGUCGAAACUGGUGUCUCUGACAUCUCAUAUGAUAGUUUACUCAACCCUAUCCACCUCCAACAAGACCUGAGCGGCGGCUGUGGUGGAAAAACCUGGGAGGCAGCUGACAUUAUGAUCGAGUACUUACUCUGGAAGAAAUCCCAAUCAGAUACAUUCUUUGAUGGGAAACGGAUAUUAGAUUUAGGUAGUGGAACUGGUCUGGUCGGUCUUGCUGUGGCCUCUGCUUUUCCUGGGGUUCAACACAUGACCUUAACCGACCAGAUCCCAAUGAUGGAAUUGAUGAAACAAAACAUCUUAUUAAACGGACUUGAAAGAAAAGUGGACGCUCAAAUCCUAGAUUGGGGAACUCCUUUGCCAGAAUCUAUAAUGCCUCUUUCAGAUGUGAUUCUAGCUUCAGACUGUGUCUAUCUUGAGAUUGCGUUUCAGCCACUUGUAGACACACUUGUACUUUUGUCAACAAAAGAGACAGUGAUCUACUUGAGUUAUAUGAAAAGAAGAAAUGCAGACAAACGGUUCUUCCAGAUGUUACGCAAAAAGUUUAUUUUGAAAGAGAUUGAAGAUGAUCCAAAGCGGGAAGUUUAUUCAAGAAAGGGACUCCACCUGUAUUUGUUAACAAAAAAGUAA
Phycomyces blakesleeanus NRRL 1555(-) is the source of this 645-nucleotide messenger RNA. RefSeq lists its product as hypothetical. The transcript is spliced from 4 exons. The record is from RefSeq and is a predicted model, not a curated record. The coding region runs from base 1 to 645 and encodes 214 amino acids. Lineage: Eukaryota; Fungi; Mucoromycota; Mucoromycetes; Mucorales; Phycomycetaceae.